This is a messenger RNA of Aspergillus versicolor CBS 583.65, 1440 nucleotides long. RefSeq names its product archaemetzincin. Gene Ontology annotation, molecular function: metallopeptidase activity. The transcript has a single exon. The record is from RefSeq and is a predicted model, not a curated record. Lineage: Eukaryota; Fungi; Ascomycota; Eurotiomycetes; Eurotiales; Aspergillaceae. Gene Ontology annotation, biological process: proteolysis. The coding region runs from base 1 to 1440 and encodes 479 amino acids.
AUGCCUCCAAAGCAACAAUUAUCAUGUCCUCACGACAAAAUAACAUACACUCCCUCUCCACACGCCACACAGGUAAACUACCACCAACCAUCAAAACAAGAACGGCAAAAUGCCACGAAACCAGCACCAUCCUCGUCAUCAAAGCGCAAGCCGUUGAUAGCAGCACCGCCUACACGAACUGAUAUAGAGAAUUUCCCUGCCCCGCUCAUCCUCCCAGGAGACGAUCUGGCGUUGGACCCGGAGUAUCCCCCGCAAUCGUUCCAGGAGUGGCUCGACGAAGAGGAGCGCAAUCCUGUCACCCCGAAGAGGAAAACAAUUUACUUUCUUGAGGCUCCUGGUGUGGAUAGAAGAAUUAGCGAGGUAGAAUCCUGGUCAAGGCCAAAUGCACUUGGCCUGGAUUCGGAUUCGCAUUCUACAGACGAUGCGGUAACACCACCAGCAUCAAAGGAUAUAACCGAAUACCUAGCGGCAUUCUUCCACGGUCUCCCGGUGAAACAACUCAAUCUGCCAAAAGGACAGUGGAAAUUUACUCCGUGGAUAGACACCCCUCCACCCAAGAAACUAAAGCUUGGACACCAAGUAUCGACGGUUAAACACAUCGCCCUCACAACACCCGCAGAGCAAAUCCGCAUCCGCACGCGCGCUUGUCCAGACGGUCUAUAUGCCAGGCAACUGAACCUGGAUGACCUGCUAGACGUGGCUAUUGCGAUUCUACCCAAGGAUGCAUAUGCGCUGUGUAUGCUUGUGAACCACGACCUAUAUGAAGACGAGGAGGAUAGUUUCGUGUGCGGAAGGGCGUAUGGUGGCAGCCGCGUUGCUGUUGUUUCAGCGGCGCGGUAUAAUCCGGUCAUUGAUGGGGUGCAGGGGGUUGAGAGGGGGCAUGCGUGGCCUGGGGCGCAUUGUGGGGGGUUUGUUGGGGAUGUUUGUACGGAGUGGAAAUAUUCUGGAGACAGGAGGAAGCGUUCCAAAGUUAGAAGUGGCUCUGAUUCUGCUGCCACUAUAUCUGGGAAACAAGAGGGACCACUUGAAGACGCGAUGGACGUUCUUCGCAAAGCUCAAACACACUCUCACUCUAUACGAAUAGCUGGUGAUGGCGAGGGGCAGUCAGCACUUUGGCUUUGGCGGAUAAUCCGCACGACGAGCCAUGAACUCUGUCACUGUCUUGGUCUCGACCACUGCGUGUACUACGCGUGUAUUAUGCAAGGCAGUGCCUCGUUGUCCGAGGAUACGCGGCAGCCGCCGUACUUGUGUCCCGUGGAUCUUGCGAAGGUGUUGUGUGCAACGGGCUCUACGGCUGAGGAGAGGGAUAGGGCGUUGUUGAGGUAUUGCGAGGAGAGACGAGAGUUUAUGUAUUUAAGGGCAUUUGCGGCGUGGUUGAAGGCGUCCUUGGGGAUUGGGAAUGGGGUGGAUGGCAACCAGGUGGUUGUUAUUGAUGAUUGA